Zychaea mexicana is the source of this 2326-nucleotide messenger RNA. RefSeq lists its product as uncharacterized. The coding region runs from base 243 to 2057 and encodes 604 amino acids. The transcript has 2 exons. Gene Ontology annotation, biological process: regulation of DNA-templated transcription. Gene Ontology annotation, molecular function: DNA-binding transcription factor activity. The record is from RefSeq and is a predicted model, not a curated record. NCBI's taxonomy places the organism in Eukaryota, Fungi, Mucoromycota, Mucoromycetes, Mucorales, Lichtheimiaceae.
CUCGUUUCUUUUUAAAAACAAGCACAAGGUACGCUUAUCCCUGCAGCAAUGAAACAGGUUACAGAUUAAACGAUGCUUCAAUCUUCACGUGGCUCUAUUUGCCCAUUUGCUUGCUUUUUCCGUAACUCUCCAAGCCUGCUCAAAUAGGGAAUCCCGAGCCAUCCCUAUACGUUUUUUCCUUCUUUUCUUUUCCUUGGCUUAAGAGUGGCAGAACGACAGAAAAGAAAAAAGAGGUUGACGGAAUGAAUUCCUUCAUUGAGGACUUACUAGCCCAAUCGCCAUCGCACGACUGGUCCGUGCACGCAUCGCCAGCUGCUACCGCCGUCUCCGGACUGCAACAACCACACUCACUACCGCCACAAUUGCGAUGCAUACCCAAACCCAUGGAAUCGCUGUCACCACCAACAACAGGCAAUCAACCCGUCAAAGUGCGAAAAAAGCCUGGCCGAAAACCAAACCCAGCAUCGCCUGCUUUACGUAAAGCGCAAAACCGUGCAGCACAAAGAGCAUUCCGCGAACGUAAAGAGCGACACCUCCGCGAUCUCGAAACGACCAUACGUACACUCCGCGAACAAAGACAGCAAACGGCCAAGGAGCUCCAUGCAACCAAAGCACAGCUGGAUUCUUUUCGAGCCGAGAACUGGUAUCUCAAGGGGCUUGUUCUGACGCUCCAGUUUAUCUGUAUGCACCACUCAAUUCAGAUUCCUACGCAUUCGCCUUACUUGACCGAAGAAGCGCUCAGCGAAAUUGCUCAAUCGUCGCCUCACACUAUCGAAGCCUAUGUCAAUGCUUACAUGCGAAACAACAUCAACUUAAAGCCAACGAUGGCUGCUCAUAUUGCCAAUUCGUAUCAGGAGCAGCAAAAGGAGGAGGAGGAAAUGAUGACAACGGGAAAUUAUGAUGAUAAUGAUGACGACGACGAUAACGACGAUGGUUAUCCAAAACAGGAGUACAGGGAUGAUGAUGAUGCUACUACUACUGCUGAUGAUCAAUUUCUGUCUUCACCACCCUAUGACUCAUAUGGCGAAGGUGCCGGGACAGAAAGGUUAGGCGAUUCACCAGUAGGCACGGAUGAAGAUAGCGACAUGUCAUAUGUCAAAGAAGAGCCAAAGGGCGACUAUGAAAGAUGGCUGCAGCCAUCACUAUCAACACAACCAUCGUCAUUGCCAAAAGAAACAACACAGCAGACGGAUCACAGAUUAUCAUCCUCAUUAGCAUCAUUAACACCACCAUCUGCAGCUGCAACAACAACAACAAAUAAACUCUCACCAUCACCAGCACCCGCCGACAAUAGUAGCAGUCUAAGCGCUAUCCAGAAAAUUCGACUCCAACUACGUAUUCAAUCGACACUAUCAAGCAUCGGUUCAUCAGCAGCCCGCCUACAGCCAACGCUCCUACAGCUGUCAAUUUCACAUGAUCCGCGAAUCGAUUUGAUACCAACGCCUCACAUGCGAGAUCGAAUGAUCAUAUUUCGUGACCAGAUGGACUACGAUCGGUGUUUCUCCAUGCUACUCAACGGGGCCGUUUAUCACGGAGGCGAUCCGACCAUGAGCGAGAGUUGGGAGCUCCCACCCGAGUUCUUUAGCGAGUUCUGGUUCCUUACCAUCGAUUAUGAUAGACGCAAGACAAACAACUGGCGGAGAGCAAAGGGAUUGCCAGAAGUUGGUCCGGCUCCAGAUGACCACCCGUCAACGACAACAGCCGCAGCUAGCUAUUAUCAUCAGCAGCAACAAUAUUAUCAUGAUGACACCAAUAGCAGCAGUAGCAACAACAACAACAAUGACGGUAGUGGUGGUGACAUAUGGUCGGACGAGACAUUAGCUCAAUUUGUCCAAGGCAUGCCAACAUUACAGCCUGUAAAUCAACAUGGUACCGAAAGCAACAACAAUAACUAUUUGAUGUCACCUCCUGCUUCCAAGUUCGACAAACUAAACCAUCCUCUAUAUCAAAUUAUGGGCUCAGACCCACAGACACGACAACCUGCACGAGCACCGAGCCUUGGUGCAAUUAUGGAACUUGUGUCAUCUAUGACUACGACAGACCUCAACCAGCCAUGACAACAACUACUUCAAUGAUAACGACAACCACAUACUCAUUUCUAGUACUAUGCACUCUGAAUCCCUCAUUAUUACGUAUAUAAAUUGUCUAUUUGUUUGCUUUCUUUUUUGUUAUGUACUUUAAUUAUGCGUCACACUCCUUUCCGAGCUUUUUGCUUUCUUCUCCCCUCACCACUUGCUCAAUCCACAACAAGAUUGCCCAUGCAUGAACCAACAACAACAUAAAAAAAAUAUAUCCAAUUUUUCCUUAUUUUUAGCACGGAUUACAU